Messenger RNA from Candidula unifasciata, 3114 nucleotides. NCBI's taxonomy places the organism in Eukaryota, Metazoa, Mollusca, Gastropoda, Stylommatophora, Geomitridae. The record is from the annotation of a GenBank genome assembly.
AUGGUCAGAAAGAAGAUUGACAGUCGUAUCCGUGUUAUGAUAGAGAAUGGAGUGGCAACAAGGCAUCGAUCCAUGUUUGUUAUUGUUGGAGACCAAGGGAAGGACCAGGUUGUGAUCCUUCACCAUAUGCUGAGCAAAGCUGAGCUGAAAGCCAGGCCAUCAGUUUUGUGGUGCUACAAAAAGGAGUUGGGCUUUACCAGUCAUCCACGAAAGAGGAUGAAGGAACUACAGAAGAAAAUCAAAAGUGGGAAGCUGAGUGCAAAAGAAGAUGAUCCAUUUGAGUUGUUCAUUUCAUCCACAAACAUCCGUUACUGCUACUAUGCUGAAACACACAAAAUUCUGGGCAACACCUAUGGGAUGUGUGUGCUGCAGGACUUUGAGGCUUUGACCCCAAAUUUGUUGGCCAGAACAAUUGAAACUGUCGAAGGAGGUGGACUUGUGGUGAUUUUACUUCGUACAAUGUCAUCUCUGAAACAGUUGUUUACAAUGACCAUGGAUGUUCACUCGAGAUUCCGUACUGAAGCUCAUCAGGAUAUCGUAGGUCGCUUUAAUGAAAGGUUUCUGCUUUCUCUGACGUCAUGUGAGAGCUGUGUUGUUGUAGAUGACAAACUGCACCUGAUCCCAAUCUCUACUCAUGCACUCACGCUUGAGCCCGUACUCGCCAAGUCAUUGGACAAAACAUUGUCGGCCCAGGAAGUGGAGCUGGAGGAGCUGAAAUCAUCAGUUCAGGAUAUGGAUGUAACAACCGGCAAAAUUAUCAAGUUGUGCCGAACUUUGGACCAGGCUCAUGGAUUCCUUAAGUUUGUGGAUGCUAUAGUGGAAAAAACUUUGCGCAGUACAGUGGUCAUGACAGCAGCCAGAGGUAGAGGCAAGUCAGCUGCUAUUGGCUUGGCUAUGUCUGCUGCUGUUGGAUUUGGAUACUCAAACAUUUUUGUGACAGCCCCUAGUCCUGAGAAUUUGAAAACCCUGUUUGAGUUUAUAUUCAAAGGCUUUGAUGCUCUUGAUUAUCAAGAGCACAUUGAUUACGAGAUCAUCCAGUCAACAAACCCAGAGUUGAACAAAGCUGUGGUCAGGGUGAACAUCUUCAGAGAUCACAGACAGACUAUACAGUAUAUUCAUCCAGCAGACUCACACAAGCUGGGACAAGCAGAGCUGGUGUGUAUUGAUGAGGCUGCAGCGAUCCCAUUGCCCUUGGUGAAGAAUUUACUGGGACCCUACCUUGUCUUCAUGUCUUCAACUGUCAAUGGAUAUGAAGGUACAGGGCGGUCGCUGUCACUGAAGCUGGUUCAGCAGCUAAGGCAGCAGUCCAGCACCUACGGUGGGAGUGUCAAGGAGGCAAGACUGGCAGCAAACAUGGUCAAACAAGGAGUGGACACAUCGGCUUCAGGCCGAGUUCUUCAUGAAGUGGAAUUGAAAGAGUCCAUUCGAUAUGCCAACGGUGACCCUGUGGAGUCAUGGCUGAACCGAUUAUUGUGUCUGGAUGCCAGUUCUAUUCCACGUUCUAUAUCGGGAUGUCCGCUGCCAGCGACAUGCCAGUUGUACUAUGUCAACAGAGAUACCUUGUUUUCAUAUCAUCCGGCCUCAGAGAAGUUCCUCCACAGGGUUAUGGCACUGUAUGUUUCAUCUCACUACAAGAACUCCCCCAAUGAUCUGCAAUUGCUGUCAGAUGCUCCAGCACAUCACAUAUUUGUUCUGCUGGGCCCCGUGGCUUCAUCACAGGGAGAGCUGCCCGAAGUUUUGUGUGUCUUACAGGUUUGUCUGGAGGGUGAGAUAUCCAGAAACACCAUCAUCAACAGCUUACAGAGGGGCAAGAGGGCAUCAGGGGAUCUUAUUCCAUGGACAGUGUCUCAGCAGUAUCAGGACAAUGAUUUCCCAGGUCUCUCUGGAGCUAGAGUCGUGAGAAUAGCCACCCAUCCAGACUAUCAAGGGAUGGGCUAUGGCUCCAGGGCUCUAGAGCAGUUGCAGCAGUAUUACGAAGGGAAAUUCCCCAGUCUCAAGGAAACCGAGCAGGAAGAAAUGGAAGAUGAGGGCAGUGAUGAUAAUAGCGAGGAGAGCAAAGUCAAGGAAGUUUCUGAUGAGAGUAUAACCUUGCUGGAUGAGCAGAUCCAGCCUAGGAAGCACUUACCUCCCCUGUUGGUGAAACUAACUGACAGGCGGCCGGAAGGUUUGGAUUAUCUUGGCGUUUCAUACGGCUUGACCUCUGACCUCUUCAGGUUCUGGAAGAAAGCUGGUUACAUCCCUGUGUACAUGCGGCAGACUUCUAAUGAGCUGACAGGGGAGCACUCUUGCAUCAUGUUGAAAACACUGAACACCUCACAGGAGGAUCAAGAGAGGCAGGCAUGGCUGGAGGCCUUCUGGAAAGAUUUUCGCAAGAGGUUUGUUGCCUUGCUGUCCUACCAGUUCCGUGCUUUCAAGCCAGCGCUAGCUUUGAAUAUUUUACAGAACAAAGCCUAUAAAUCAUCAGAUUCUGGUCAGCUAAGUAAAUCUGAGCUUCUGAUGAGCUUGACGACCUAUGACAUUCAUCGACUGGAGCUGUACGCCAGCAACAUGGUGGACUACCAUCUCAUCGUGGACCUCCUGCCUGAACUGGCUAGGCUUUUCUUUACUGGGAGAAUCAACAUACAUCUCAGUGCUGUACAGAGUAGUAUACUACUAUCCCUGGGUCUGCAACACAAGAUCGUGGAGGAUAUUGAGAAGGAGAUUGAACUGCCAGCCAGUCAAAUACUGGCACUCUUUAACAGAUCUAUUCACAAAUUUGUGCAGUACUUCAACCAGAUAUUGGAGAAAGACGUUGAAGCUUCGGUCGCUGAAAAGAAAGACAUUGUGAUGGAUCCCCUGAGGAAGACAAUGGACCAAGAACUUAAUGAAGCUGGCAAUGAGUUUAAGCUGCAGCACAGAAAGGAUGUGGCUUCCAUCAUGGGCAGUGACUUGUCUCAUUACGCCAUCCGAGGCUCUGAUGCAGACUGGAAGGAUGUCAUGAAGGGCACAGGCAAAAGUGUAGUCAGUGUUAAAAGUCACCUGGAGAAGAAGAGAAAGCUGAUGGCAGAAACAGAGCAAGAACCACCGGCACACAACAAGAAGAAAACCAAAAAGAAACAGAAGAGCAAGAAAUGA